Molecule: messenger RNA, 1177 nt
Organism: Verruconis gallopava
Lineage: Eukaryota; Fungi; Ascomycota; Dothideomycetes; Venturiales; Sympoventuriaceae
Product: triosephosphate isomerase
Exons: 4
Coding region: 170-913 (247 amino acids)
Biological process (GO): glycerol catabolic process; gluconeogenesis; glycolytic process
Cellular component (GO): cytosol
Molecular function (GO): triose-phosphate isomerase activity
Source: RefSeq, a predicted model, not a curated record
CUCGAAAACUGCCCCACUUUGAAACACUGUGCAUUCCGUACAGACAGUUCACUCAAAAGCAAUUGUGCGGCUUUUAUCCUUGACGUGUUUCUACAGACGCUGCGAGUUCCUGGCUCUUCCAUUGCCUAACCGACCACUUAUCACCAAAGAUCAACGCUAGAUAUUCAUCAUGGGGCGCCAAUUCUUCGUCGGAGGAAACUUCAAGAUGAACGGGACGAUCAAGUCCAUCCGCGAAAUCAUUCACAACCUCAACAACGCUAAGCUGGACCCAAACACCGAGGUUGUCAUCGCCCCUCCUUCGCUAUACCUCCUUCUUGCUCGCGAGCACCUCCGCAAGGGCAUCGAGGUCGCCGCCCAAAACGUCUUCGAUAAGCCCAACGGCGCGUUCACGGGCGAGAUCAGCGUGGAGCAGCUCAAGGACAGCGGCAUCACAUGGACGAUCCUCGGCCACUCUGAGCGUCGCGUGCUGCUCAACGAGGACGACGCCUUCGUGGCGACCAAGACCAAGGCCGCGCUCGCGGGUGGGCUUGGCGUCAUCCUGUGCUGCGGCGAGAGUCUGGAGCAGCGCGAGAAGGGCGUCACGGUCCAGCACGUCACGAGUCAGCUGAAGGCCGUAGCGGACAAGGUCAAGGACUGGAGCAAGAUCGUCAUCGCGUACGAGCCCAUCUGGGCUAUCGGCACCGGCAAGGUGGCGACGACGGAGCAGGCGCAGGAGGUCCACCAGGCCAUCCGGGAGUGGCUGAAGACCGACGUCAGCCCCGAGGCGGCGGAGAAGACGAGGAUCCUGUACGGUGGCAGCGUCAACGCAAAGAACUGCAAAGAGCUUGCCAAGCAGCCUGACAUCGAUGGAUUCCUGGUCGGCGGAGCCAGCUUGAAGCCGGAGUUUGUGGAAAUCAUCAACUCGCGUCUAUAGAUACUACCAGCAAUCUUUUCACAUCCAAGUGCAUUGGUUAUUGGGAACUCGGAAUGACGAGUGGAGCGCUACGAGGUCAUGCAUAGAGUAAAAGGACGCCAAAGAUUGGGUCAGUCGAGAAAAGUAUUUAAGAAAACGAAGAAGAAUAACAUGUGCAUUGCUGCUCCUCAUGUUCUGUAUAUGGCAGAGUACUGUAACUACCGUUCACUGUUGAUCGAAGUAGGCCCCUUCAAGAUGCAAUGAAGACGAUCAGUUUCCCGCUCA